UCUCAGUUGUAUUGUGCGCUAAUAAGUUAUUUUUGUAUUCUCUAUUUUUUUAUUCUCUCCAUAUAUUCUUCUUCUUCUUCUUCUUCUUCUUCUUCUUCUUCUUCUUCUUCUUCUCAUUAUUAUUAUUAAUAUAAUCAUCAUAAAAAGAAUAAUUUAUUAUUAUAUUUUUAGUUUUAUUUUGGCAUGUUUGCUAAAACUUGAAGGGAACAAUCUGGGCUCUCGAAAAAAAUCCUGACAUCUGAUUGGACAAAACGUACGUCAGACUCAGUAUUAUAUACUGGCUCUUUUGAUAUACUCUACCGAGUAACUUUCGGUAUCAGUUCGUGGAGGUGGCAAGUCAUAUCCCGGGAUUUCCUAUAACUUAAUGACACCAACGGUUUUACCUGUCCAUCGAAAUCGACUAUUUUAAAGAUGUCCCAGUGGUUCCGACUGCAGCAGCUCGAAUCUAAAUACCUGGAGCAGGUGGGUCAGCUCUACGAUGACAACUUUCCCAUGGAGAUCCGUCAGUAUCUAAGUCAUUGGAUUGAGAGCCAUGACUGGGAGCUGGCGGCCACCAAUGAUUCCCUGGCAACUGUGAGAUUCCAUGACCUCUUGGCCCAGUUGGAUGACCAGUACAGCCGCUUUGCCCUGGAGAACAACUUCCUGAUGCAGCACAAUAUUCGCAAGAUAAAACGAAACCUGCAGGAUAACUUCCAGGAGGAUCCAGUGCACAUGGCAAUGAUCAUCUGUAGCUUCCUUAGGGAGGAGCAGAAGAUUCUGGCAGUGGCUGAAAAAACAGAGGAUAACGCUGGAAAUUCACAUUCCAGUGUGGUUGUGGAGAAACAUAAGGAAAUGGACCACAAAGUGAGAGAUAUAAAGAGCAGAGUUCAGGAGAUUGAACAGAAGAUUAAAUCCCUGGAAGAUCUGCAGGACGAGCAUGACUUUAAGUACAAAACACUGCAGAGUCGAGAGCAUGAACCAAACGGGACGAACCAGAGGGAGAUCAAACGCGAGGAGAUGCUAAUUCGGGAGAUGUUCAUUAAAAUGAACAUGAAGAGAGAGGAGGUGGUGAGGCAGAUGGCGGAUGUGCUUAACUUAGUGGAACAGGUUGAGAACACACUGAUCUCAGAGGAGCUGCCUGAAUGGAAACGGCGCCACCAGAUCGCCUGCAUUGGUGGACCACCCAAUGCCUGCCUGGACCAGCUACAGACUUGGUUCACCUCCGUGGCUGAGAGCCUGCAGCAGGUUCGACAGCAUCUGAAGAAGCUGCUGGAACUGGAACAGAAGUACACGUACGAGAACGACCCCAUCACACAGAAGAAGAGUUUCCUGGAGGACCGCACACUUUUGCUGUUCCGCACCCUAAUCAUCAACUCCUUGGUGGUGGAGAGGCAGCCAUGUAUGCCUACACACCCACAUAGACCCCUUGUGCUGAAAACUGGGGUGCAAUUCACAGUCAGACUCAGGCUGCUGGUGAAGCUUCAGGAGUUUAAUUAUCAGCUCAAAGUCAAAGUCUUAUUUGACAAGGAUGUCACUGAGAGAAGCACAUUGAAGGGGUUCCGUAAGUUCAACAUCUUAGGCACCAAUACCAAAGUCAUGAAUAUGGAGGAGUCUAAUGGAUGCUUGGCUGCAGAGUUUCGUCAUCUGCAACUGAAAGAGCAGAAGGCUGCUGGAAACAGAACGAACGAGGGACCACUGAUAGUGACCGAGGAACUGCACGCCAUCUGCUUUGAGACACAGCUUUGUCAACCAGAUCUUGUCAUGGACCUGGAGAUCAGCUCGCUCCCUCUGGUGGUCAUCUCCAACGUCAGCCAGCUGCCCAGCGGAUGGGCCUCGGUCAUGUGGUACAAUAUGCUGUGCUGUGAGCCUAAGAACCUGUCCUUUUUCCUGACCCCUCCACCAGCUCGCUGGAGCCAGCUUGCAGAGGUCCUGAGCUGGCAGUUCUCCUCGGUUACCAAGCGCGGGCUGAACUCUGAGCAGCUAAGCAUGCUGGGAGAUAAGCUCCUGGGUCGAGAGGCAGCUGGAAACCCUGAAGGUCUCAUCCCCUGGACCAAGUUUUGCAAGAAUACUAAUGAGAAGAACCUGGCCUUCUGGCUCUGGAUUGAAGGAAUUCUAGAUCUCAUCAAGAGGCACCUUCUGUCAUUAUGGAAUGAUGGGUGCAUCAUGGGAUUUGUGAGUAAGGAGAGGGAGAGGUUCCUCCUUAAGGACAAGAGUCCCGGGACCUUCCUGCUGCGGUUCAGCGAGAGCAGCAGAGACGGGGCCAUCACCUUCACCUGGGUGGAGAGCUGCCCUAACGAUGAGGCCCAGGUCCACGCGGUGGAACCCUACACUAAGAGAGAGCUGGCCGCAGUCUCCUUUCCUGAUAUCAUCCGCAACUACAAAGUCAUGGCUGCCGAGAACAUUCCAGAGAAUCCGCUGCGGUUCCUCUACCCUAACAUCCCUAAAGAUAGCGCCUUUGGGAAAUACUACAGCCGGCCAACAGAGACAUCUGAGCCGAUGGAGGUAGAGGACCAAAGUGCACACGGCUACAUUAGGACGGAGCUGAUCUCCGUGUCUGAAGUUCCUCCCUCUAGACUUCAGGAGUCCAUGCUGCCCUUAUCCCCGGAGAUGUAUGGGCAAGUGUACGGAGAGGUCUCACGAAUCAUGAGCCCGGCGGAAAUUGACACUGUGUUGUGCAAUCCAUAUUCAAACUAACAUGGCUCCAUUCAACUGAUCCGAAGGCAAGUGCCGUAGCAACAUACCCGACCUGUCGGCAAAUGGCGUACCAAGGAUGGCUAUCCACAGUGUAUAGGACUGUCUUGGAUUGUGAUUAGUUUUAUGCAAAAAUAUUAUAGAAAGGAGAAAUAAAUGUAAAGAUGUAUGUAGUAUAUUGCAACUAGUCAGAAUAUAUCACAAUAUAUUUUGUUUCAAAUAGUGCAAUAUAUUAAUAAAUUGCUGUGAAAUAUUAUUUCCUAAAUGUCUGCAUUUACAAUAUUUUUCAGUUUAUGCAUUUCUGAAAUGGUGGUAUGAACCUGCAUACAGUAUAAAAUGAUUGUAUACCUUAUAAUUUUUUGAAUUCAUGUAUGCAGUAAGAUUGACUUUGUUACAUUACUCUGAAGCUUUUUGUAUCACUUAGGGUGAGCUCACUAAUCUUUAAUGGUAAGGCUUUUGCAGCUCUGCUAUUUGUAGUGUCUUUUUUGUUUUGCAAAGCCCAAUAAAUAAUAAUAAUAAUAAUAAUAAUAAAACAACAAUAUUGCAAUGUGA
This is a messenger RNA of Conger conger (European conger), 3222 nucleotides long. RefSeq names its product signal transducer and activator of transcription 1-alpha/beta-like. Gene Ontology annotation, molecular function: RNA polymerase II cis-regulatory region sequence-specific DNA binding; DNA-binding transcription factor activity, RNA polymerase II-specific. Gene Ontology annotation, biological process: defense response; regulation of transcription by RNA polymerase II; regulation of cell population proliferation. The transcript has 24 exons. NCBI's taxonomy places the organism in Eukaryota, Metazoa, Chordata, Actinopteri, Anguilliformes, Congridae. The record is from RefSeq and is a predicted model, not a curated record. Bases 412 to 2673 code for a protein of 753 amino acids.